Molecule: messenger RNA, 1894 nt
Organism: Nymphaea colorata (pocket water lily)
Lineage: Eukaryota; Viridiplantae; Streptophyta; Magnoliopsida; Nymphaeales; Nymphaeaceae
Product: probable ribose-5-phosphate isomerase 2
Exons: 1
Coding region: 723-1526 (267 amino acids)
Biological process (GO): pentose-phosphate shunt, non-oxidative branch
Molecular function (GO): ribose-5-phosphate isomerase activity
Source: RefSeq, a predicted model, not a curated record
CCCUUUCCCACAUAAAUAUGGCCUCCCCACCAAAGCCCUAACUCGCGCUUUCUUUUCUCCGCCUUUUGUUGCUGCCCUGCAAGAAGAUAACUCCCCUCUGUUCUCUCUCUUUCUCUCUUCUCAAGCCUGGCUCCUCUUUCUGUCUUUCCUUUCUUGUAGCCAAGAGAAAGGAGAGUACCUGCAAUAGGAGUUCUUGCUUUGAUACAGAGGAUACCCACAUAGAUUUUCACCUCCUUUUGUGGAUUUUGAUUCAUUCCCAUUACAGAUCAUGUUAUAGCCUCGUUUCUGGCUUCAACUGCUUGUGGGUAUUGAUCAUUUCCUCUGUUCUUUGUUCUUUCUUUUCGUUUUGUGCUUAAACUCCUGGUCCUACCAUUUGGUAUCCUAAUCUUAUACACCUUAUCACCUGUAGUUACUCUUUUGCUGUGAUUUUUUGAUAAAAAGUUGGUCCUAGUUCUUUUCAUCAGCUGGUGUCUUGUGACUACUGAUUAGUUGUGUAUCUUUCUCUUGCUUCUUUGGGCAUUGGUGCCGAUAUCUACGCCUAGAGCACAACCUUGAUCACUAUUGUUUCAGGUUUCAUUUCCGGUAGGUUGCCGGUACCAAUUUUUCAUAUUCCUUCAUCUAUUGUAUUAAUUAUUGUAGCUUUGGUCUAUUAGGUUGCCUGGUUUUCUACUUGAAGCUUUGUAGUUCUUGUCCUUAGUCCCUAAAUUAAUCAUCGUUUCCAUAUGAAAAUGGCCAUUCCGUGCUCUCCCCUCUUUUACAUGGAGAAACCCACAAUCCCCAUUCCUUCACCCCCUUCGUCUUCAUCAGCCUCUGCUGUUCUUACACAAGAUGAUCUCAAGAGAAUUGCAGCAUACAGAGCCGUUGAAUACGUUGAAAGUGGCAUGGUUUUAGGAUUAGGUACUGGUUCAACUGCUGCUUACGCCAUUGAGAGGAUUGGUGAGCUGCUGAAACAGGGUAAAUUGAAGGACAUUGUGGGUAUUCCGACCUCGAAGAAGACUGAGAAGCAGGCCUCUGCUUGGGACAUUCCUCUUUCAGACCUUGCGACCCACCCUGUCCUCGACUUGGCCAUUGAUGGAGCUGAUGAGGUCGAUCCCAAGCUCAAUUUGAUCAAGGGCAGGGGUGGGUCACUUCUCCGGGAGAAGAUGAUUGAGGGGGCAUGCAAGAAAUUUAUAGUUAUAGUUGAUGAAACAAAGAUGGUUGAGAAUUUAGGGGAGAGUGGCAUGGCUGUGCCAGUUGAGGUCGUUCCUUUUGGGUGGGCAUUCACGGCUAAGAGGCUACAGAGCCUCUUUGAAGAGGUGGGCUGUGAGGCGAAGCUCAGGAGAUGCGCCAAAAGCGGCGAACCAUUCUUGACAGACAAUUCAAACUACAUUGUGGAUUUGUUCUUCAAAGGCCCAAUUGGAGACCUGGAAGCUGCAAGUGAUUCAAUGCUGCGCUUGACAGGCGUUAUCGAGCAUGGGUUGUUCUUGGACAUGGCCACUUCUGUUAUAAUUGCAAGUUCAUUUGGUGUGACGAUGAAGAACAAGUAGUGCUGAUAUAUGGGUAGGACAUAUACUCUUUCUAGAACCUGCAUGAAUUAUAGUUUUUCAUGCUAGCUAAACUCGAACUACUGGUUCUUGGGUUCAAGUUCCUAAGCUUUGUAAGCUUGAAAUGGAUUUGGCAGAACCAAUUGGUCCUCUGCCUCUCAUACACUGCAAUGUAGUACUGAAAGGUGAAGAUGGAUCAGGCCUUUUUAGUACACCGCCAUAGAUUAUUACUGGGGAGAUUUCUCUCCAGUAUAUUUUAAUUUCUCUUUCAAUGCCGUUGGGGCUUAAUAACCUAUGCUUGUAACUCACAGGUGCAACCUCAUUUUAGUCGAUACAAUUUAUAGACAAGAUUUGCUUUUUCUUUGGUCAUA